Messenger RNA from Anolis carolinensis (green anole), 7717 nucleotides. RefSeq names its product TAO kinase 1 (gene taok1). Gene Ontology annotation, cellular component: cytoplasm. Bases 328 to 3366 code for a protein of 1012 amino acids. The transcript is spliced from 20 exons. Gene Ontology annotation, molecular function: ATP binding; protein serine/threonine kinase activity. The record is from RefSeq and is a predicted model, not a curated record. Lineage: Eukaryota; Metazoa; Chordata; Lepidosauria; Squamata; Anolidae. Gene Ontology annotation, biological process: protein phosphorylation; regulation of cytoskeleton organization.
CCAGCUCUCGCGAGAAGAGGCAGAAGAGGAGGAAGGAGGAGAAGGGCGGGCGGAGGCGGCGAGGGUUGAGGCGAAACCGGAGGCGGAGGGAGAAAAGGGAAGGGAGGAAGGCGGCGGAAGGGAAGAAGGGCCUUUCCCUCCUCCUCGGAGACGGGCCUGAGCGGGAAUCGCCUCCAAGGCGACAUCGGAGGGGGAAGAGGCCUGCAGGGAGGCCUGAAGCCUGAGGUGAUCCAUGCUGACGAAGCGCCAUUCGUGCAGAUGAGCCCGGGGCCCCGGCGGCGGCAGUGGCACUCCAAACCCAGAUAGUUGGUCUUGAGACCCGUCAGGAUGCCAUCCACCAACCGAGCGGGCAGCCUGAAGGACCCGGAGGUCGCGGAGCUCUUCUUCAAGGAGGACCCGGAGAAGCUCUUCUCGGACCUCCGAGAGAUCGGCCAUGGCAGCUUCGGUGCCGUUUAUUUUGCACGCGAUGUCCGAACCAACGAAGUGGUGGCCAUCAAGAAGAUGUCUUAUAGUGGGAAACAGUCCAACGAGAAAUGGCAGGAUAUCGUGAAAGAGGUGAAGUUCCUCCAGAGGAUCCAGCAUCCAAACAGCAUUGAAUACAAGGGCUGCUACCUGCGGGAGCACACGGCAUGGCUUGUUAUGGAAUACUGUUUAGGGUCAGCAUCAGAUCUAUUAGAAGUCCAUAAAAAGCCAUUGCAAGAGGUGGAAAUUGCCGCCAUCACCCACGGCGCGCUCCAGGGCCUGGCGUACUUGCAUUCUCACAACAUGAUCCAUAGAGAUAUCAAGGCGGGGAAUAUCCUGUUGACGGAACCAGGCCAGGUGAAGCUGGCCGACUUCGGGUCCGCCUCCAUCGCCUCUCCAGCCAACUCCUUUGUGGGGACGCCAUAUUGGAUGGCCCCGGAAGUCAUUCUAGCCAUGGACGAAGGGCAGUACGACGGGAAAGUGGACGUCUGGUCUCUUGGGAUCACGUGUAUCGAAUUAGCCGAAAGGAAGCCGCCUCUGUUCAACAUGAACGCAAUGAGUGCCUUAUACCACAUAGCGCAGAAUGAGUCCCCAACACUCCAGUCCAACGAAUGGUCUGAUUAUUUCCGAAACUUUGUAGAUUCUUGCCUCCAGAAAAUCCCCCAAGACAGGCCGACGUCGGAGGAACUCUUGAAGCACGUGUUUGUCCAGCGGGAGCGCCCCGAAACGGUGUUGAUAGAGCUGAUCCAGAGGACCAAGGAUGCCGUCAGAGAGCUGGACAACCUUCAGUACCGCAAGAUGAAGAAGCUGCUGUUCCAGGAGGCACACAACGGACCGGCGGUGGAAGCCCAAGAAGAAGAGGAGGAGCAGGAGCAUGGUGUGGGCCGGACGGGGACGGUGAACAGUGUGGGCAGCAACCAGUCCAUCCCCAGCAUGUCCAUCAGCGCCAGCAGCCAAAGCAGCAGCGUCAACAGCCUCCCGGAUGCCUCCGACGACAAGAGUGAGCUAGACAUGAUGGAGGGCGACCACACCGUGAUGUCCAACAGCUCCGUCAUCCAUCUGAAACCGGAGGAAGAAAGCUACAGGGAGGAUUCAGAGUCGAGGGCGAGAGGCUCGGAGCCCCAGUCCCCGCCACAGGCCUCCCGGCACCGGUCCCACUACCGCAACCGCGAGCACUUUGCCACCAUACGCACAGCAUCCCUGGUGACGCGGCAGAUGCAGGAGCACGAGCAGGACUCGGAGCUGCGGGAGCAGAUGUCCGGCUACAAGCGCAUGCGGCGGCAGCACCAGAAGCAGCUCAUGGCCCUGGAGAACAAGCUCAAGACUGAGAUGGACGAGCACCGCCUCCGCCUGGACAAGGACCUCGAGACCCAGCGCAACAACUUCGCUGCGGAGAUGGAGAAGCUCCUCAAGAAGCAUCAGGCCGCCAUGGAGAAGGAGGCCAAAGUCAUGGCCAACGAGGAGAAGAAGUUCCAGCAGCACAUCCAAGGCCAGCAGAAGAAGGAGCUCAACAGCUUCCUAGAGUCACAGAAAAGAGAGUAUAAGCUUCGCAAAGAGCAACUCAAAGAGGAGCUGAGCGAGAACCAGAGCACGCCCAAGAAGGAGAAGCAGGAGUGGCUCUCCAAGCAGAAGGAGAACAUCCAGCACUUCCAGGCCGAGGAGGAGGCCAACCUCUUGCGGCGCCAGAGGCAGUACCUGGAGCUGGAGUGCCGCCGCUUCAAGAGGAGGAUGCUCCUGGCCCGGCACAACCUGGAGCAGGACCUCGUCCGGGAGGAGCUGAACAAGCGCCAGACGCAGAAGGACCUGGAGCAUGCCAUGCUGCUGCGGCAGCACGAGUCCAUGCAGGAGCUGGAGUUCCGGCACCUGGGCACCAUCCAGAAGAUGCGCUGCGAGCUCAUCCGCCUCCAGCACCAGACGGAGCUCACCAACCAACUGGAGUACAACAAGCGGCGGGAGCGGGAGCUGCGGCGCAAGCACGUCAUGGAGGUCCGGCAGCAGCCCAAGAGCCUCAAGUCGAAGGAGCUCCAGAUCAAGAAGCAGUUCCAGGACACUUGCAAGAUCCAGACGCGGCAGUACAAGGCCCUGCGCAACCACCUGCUGGAGACCACCCCCAAGAGCGAGCACAAGGCCGUCCUGAAGCGGCUCAAGGAGGAGCAGACCCGCAAGUUGGCCAUCCUGGCGGAGCAGUACGACCACAGCAUCAACGAAAUGCUCUCCACGCAGGCCCUCCGGCUGGACGAGGCGCAGGAGGCGGAGUGCCAGGUCUUGAAGAUGCAGCUGCAGCAGGAACUGGAGCUGCUGAACGCCUACCAGAGCAAGAUCAAGAUGCAGGCCGAGGCCCAGCACGACCGGGAGUUGCGGGAGCUGGAGCAGCGGGUCUCCCUGCGCAGGGCCCUCCUGGAGCAGAAGAUCGAGGAGGAGAUGCUGGCCCUGCAAAAUGAGCGCACGGAGCGGAUCCGGAGCCUGCUGGAGCGCCAGGCGCGAGAGAUCGAGGCCUUCGACUCGGAGAGCAUGCGCCUGGGCUUCAGCAACAUGGUCCUGUCCAACCUCUCCCCGGAGGCCUUCAGCCACAGCUACCCAGGGGCCUCCGGCUGGUCCCACCACCCUUCGGCGCCGCCGCACCCGGGACCGCACUGGGGACACCCUGUGAUGGCGCAGGGUGUGCCGCCCCAAGCCUGGGGCCACCCGAUGAUGCAAGGCGGCGGAGGCGGCGGCGUUCCCCAGCCGUGGGGCCACCCUUCGGGCGCCAUGGCGGGAGUGCCGCGGGGGAGCUCCCUGGGGGUGCGCAACAGCCCCCAGGCCCUGCGGCGGACGGCCUCGGGGGGCCGGACGGAGCCGGGCAUGAGCCGCAGCGCCAGCGUCACCUCGCAGAUCUCCAACGGGUCGCACAUGUCUUACACAUAAUGACAACACGGAGCCGGAUAUGGCAACUGCGCGCCAAUGUUUGGGGGGUUUUACUAAUUGGGAUGUCAUAGUGUUUGGCCUCAGAGUUGUGUCCUCUCUCUAUCUCUCUCUCUCUCUGUCUCUGGAUGGCGGGUGUCCCCUUCUCUCCCAAUCAGGGAUUAGCCAAAACGGGGGGUCGCCCUGUACCUCUGAUGUCUCUUCUGACCCCUCCUCUCUCUUCUGGCUCCGUCGUCCAAAGCGGGAGAGUAGGGAAAGAGUGUCGGCCGCGGGGAGCAAAACCAGGGGUCAGGAGAGGAGAAGCGCAGAUGCUGUGGCCCCCGAUUGCACUAAGAGAGCUCAGUGGCGGCACUGCACUAGUCAAACGCACCUGCCUGCAGUUGCGCAUGUGUAUGUGUGUGUGAGUGUGUGUAAGUAAGUACAGAAGUGGUUUUGGGGAAGGGGGAUCGGCGUGUAAUAUUGUGACAUCUCCUUCUAGUUCUUCUGCCUCAAGACAACCGCUCCCUGUGCCGCGUCUCCUCUUUCCGAACCCUUCCCAGAGGUAUUUGUAACAGAUGCCAUAGAAGAAAACAAAGAUACAAACAUGCCAUCGGUAGGCGAGGAGCUGCUCCUUUCUCUGACACUACAUUUUUGCCACAAGGUCGGGAUUUUUGUUGUUAUUGUUUCAAAGCCCCCUUCUUGGGCUUGCCAACAUUUUGGGCGGAAACGUCAAACCCGCGUUUUGCACAUGAUUGCGAAGGGGAGAACCUCUUCCCGCUAUUUAAUCGGCGCCUUAGCUUCUAAGGGCAACGAUAGGGAUCCCAGAGGGCACUAGGAUUUUUUCCAACCUCAGCGCAAGAGAAGCCAUGGGUUGCAUUAGGAAAUACGUUCGUGGAAACUUGUUCCUUUCACUACAGGCGUUUGAACGGAAAGCGAAACACUAGCGCCUCUAUAGCCUUUUUUGCCUUCUAACAUAUCUCUAGGGCUUUUCUUCUCCGUUUUCCCCCUUGCGACGGGGUUAUGUGCGCAAAACGCUCUCGAGGCGGGUCACGUUGCUGCUUGUUUUGUGUGGCCUUCUGCUUUUCAAAUCAGAUCGGGGGGGAAAAACACGCCAGGUCCUUAGCCCCUUCUUUGUAUUGAUCUGUGUCCAUAUUGUGCUGAAAUUUUCAACAUAUUAUGAAUUUCCUUUCUAGCCAUCACGAAGACACUUUCCAUCCUUGAAGUCAGAUGAUGUCUCUCUCAUUCAUAUAUGGAUGAAUGGAUGGGUGUGUGUGCUGAAGGAUAACGAUAAACACUGCAAGUCAAUGUAAUAUCCUAUUUUAAAUAUAUAGAAGUUUAGGCCACAUUGAUCCACAGGAAACAUUAUUUUCAUGGGGACUUGGAGGUAUGUUUGCCCUGUUUUUAGGCCUAGGAGAAGCCUUUUUAAAGGCACCUUUAAAAACCUUGGUCUAUUGUUUUGCCAUGUGCCACCCUUUGCUCGCAGGUUUUGCUUUUAGGCCGCCCCAUAUUUAUAACAUGGUGCUAUCAGAGAAUGUAUUUACGCUGGGCAACUUGGAGAGGUUUUAUUUCCCCUUUCCUUCCCUGCUCAUCCCAGAUACACGCACAGACCCAAACCAACAUCUGUGUUAUUUUGAGCAGAACUGUGGUGUAACCGUUCCCAUCUUUGUACGAUAAUACUGACCAGACCCAUGCCUGUUCGGUGUAUUAAUAGUGUUCUAAUUGAAAACAUUUGCAAAAACUAAAUGUGUGGAUAAAGUCGGAGAAAUGUCAAGAGCAAAUGAAAUAUUUUGGAAAAUGUGUUUCGUUUUAGUCUGCGGAUAAUGUGUUUUCUGAGAGUCCUGUGCAUUUCCGUACAAAUUUGAGGCUUUCUUUUUCUACUUUCCAGUUCGAGUUUGAGGCUUUCUCAAUCUACUUGUUAGCUUUGUUCGUUGUUCUCACCUUCCUGGUGUGUUUUGUUUUGUUCUCGUCCUCCCGUUCCCUUUCUUGAAACAAGAGCUUUCUCCUGAAAAUAGUAAGUGUCCAUCUCUUUCCCCAGCUUCUUUUCCAUAUCCUUCAAGGUGGAAUGAUCACUUACAAUAAUCAUUAAGAAAUGACGGAGGAUUGAGGCAUAAGAGUUGAGGACAAGCAUAUUCAUUUGGCACCACUUUUCCAUUCGGCAGCUGUUGGAAAGCUUGACAUCCAAGUGCCAUUUUUAAAUAAUCUUUAAUAAUAAUUGCUUUUUUCUUCCUGUAUCAAGAGCCAUAUCAGGGUGAGAUGAGAGGAAAAGUCUGAGAAAAUGACUGCUUCCUUUUCUUCCAACUUUCCCUAAAAGUUGAGCAGCAGAGGCAUCCGUUUCGUAAGAAUAGGUUCCCAACGACUUACAGAAUUAUAUUCUCAGAUCUUGUUUUGCAAUCGCUACCUCUUCAGACUCUUCUUUUCCUCGUGAUUCCCUAAAUCCAUCUCGACAGAACUAGGAAGGAUUGGGGUAUUCCUAUUAUCUGAGGAGCUAUUUCCUAAUGAAUGAUGCGCCAAAACGGGGAGAAAUGUCUGUCCCAAAGGCAUCUAAGUCUAUGUGUAGAUGUGUCUUCUUGCACCUGUUCUCCUGGGCCUCUUGCUCUUUAAUAUUGCUGAUUCGAAGCCAAUAAACCCAGGUUUUAAUUUCUUCUUAAGCCUCUGCGAUCCUUCAUUCUGGCCUGGUGCGAGAUGUGAAUGGCGUACAUUUUAGCAUUAAAGCAACCGCUCGCUUGGAGAUCCUUUUAAAAACACAACAACCAAGGCUUGACGUCUAAUGUGCUAUUAAGACACACAAAAGCAUCUUGAAUGUAUCCUCUUUUUCUUCCCUACCUGUCCUAUUUAUUACGACCCCCCAUAUCAUUAUGUUUCCGCAUCCAUUUAUAGUAUCCAUCUAACAUUAUCUUUGAAUGAAAACUUUGCCAACACAGAACGCCGUUGUCUUUCUUCUUGCCAUCCUCCGAUCGAUUUCCUCUUUUCUUCUUCCUUCGCUGGGAUCUUAUUUCUAAAUUUCUGUUGACAGUCCGAAAAAGCAGGGUGUUCCCCUUUUGCCAACGUGUUUUAUGUGUCAUUGUGUGAAUCGGGAGUGAGGACGAGAAGCCUUUCCGCAACGAAACGCCCCCAAUUUGUGCGCCGCAUUCGCUGUGAAACGAAUGGCAUCUUUUGGUUUUGGCAAAGGACGGCUGUGUGGAGUGAGUGCCCAGGAAAAGGGGGAAUCUGGCGUAUCGGGUGGUUUUUUGGGUGGGGAUAAGAACACAAAGAGAAUAAGAAUAAGUCUUGUUUGAACCCAUGGCUGCCAUACCAAAAAGCCAUCGAGAAGGAUGAGGGCUAUUCUGUGAUGCCAAGAAGGAGAAAAGAUGUUUUGCGAUCUUAAAAGUGAGUUCCUUCCCUCCGUUUCUUGCUUGCCAAGAAGGAGAAAAGAUGAAGGUGGAAAGGAGAGAAAAGCUUUCCAGGAAAGUUUGGUGCUUUUGCUUUUUUUGGGAGGGAGCCAUCUUGCCAAAAAAGGAGGAGAAAAGAUGGCCUUGAUAAUCCUUUCAAAGUGAGUUUUCUUCUCUCCGCUUCUUACUUUUUUGUUGAGCGAUGUUAUCAAGAAAGAUGGGAGAAAAGAUGAAAGUUUGAGUAUCCAAAAUAAUCCUUUCCAGGCAAGUUGUUUCGGAAAGAAGGUGGGAGGAGGGAGCAAAACUCUGGUGUCCAAAAUAAUCCUUUCUGGGCAAGUUCCUUCUCUCGGUUCCUUGCUUUUUUCUUGUCAAAAGAGUAGAAGGAAAGGGAAAAGAUGGGAAUUUUAGUACCUGAAAAUCCCUUUCCCGUUUGUUCGUUCUCUCUCUCCGCUUCUCGCUGCCAAAAGAUUGGAAGGAAACGCUGGCAUUUCCGGCAUCCGAAGAACCCUUUCCAGGCGAACUCAUCCCUUCCGAUUCGUGUUUUGUUGGUUCUUAUUGAACUAUCUCUAAAGGUGCGUCUGAUGAGCUCCUUAUCCCAAAAUUGCUUGAGCUUUUUUAAGGUUCGUUUUGGAGAGCGCGUCCUCCUGUUUCCAUAGAAAACCAGAAAAACAGUUUUUCCUCCAAAUGCGGCAUCUCUUGUACGAUACAGAUUGUCAGUAUUGCUGGUUCUUUCUUUCCGGCGCAAGACCUUACAUCAUAGCUCUCGUAUAUAUAUAAAUAUAUAUAUAUAUAUAUAAACCUGUAUGAAUUGUAUAGAUUGUGCAUUUAAUAAAAGAAGCUGUUGUCGGGAGGAAGGGGAGGAGGGGUUGGUUCAGGAGAUUUACAAAGAUGAUGACAAACCAGAGAAAAGAGAUCAUAUGUAAUAUUUUGUUUGUAAGUAUCCUUUGUAUCAUAGCAAAGGAAAAUGUUUAAAAUAAAUGAGCUGUAAUAAAGUAAGUUUAGUAAGA